AUGUCUGAGGAGAAAGCUCGAAAGAAGGGUCGAACACCACUUCCCAGCUUGUCCCCUGAGAGGCUGGCUCGGGUUCACAACAAUAACCGAGCUAGAGCAGCAGGGUACAAGACUACCGGCAAGACUACCGACGAGAUUACCGACGAAAAUACCGACGAGACUUCACACUCUUCACAACAAUCCCAGCCCAAAGCUACCAAACGCCGGCAUCAUCCGCUCAUUCCAUGCGAUAUUUGCGGAAAGCUCCUUAAGGGACCUCGCAUUGUCAAGUGUCACAAGCUAACGGUUCAUAUCGGCACGCGUUGCUAUUGGGGGAAAUGCGCUGAGACCUUCGCCACCACCGAGCUCCUCAUCGAACAUCUAAAAGAUCACCAGGCUAGAGAAUCGACAGACGACAACCCUGGCGAGUUAAUCUGCCACUGGCCCGGUUGUGGUCAUCCUCAUUCAGACAUCCGCGAAUUGUACCGACAUAUCCGGAUUCACAACGGUGAUGUCCAUCAAAGUAACAACUAG
This is a messenger RNA of Daldinia vernicosa, 513 nucleotides long. RefSeq lists its product as uncharacterized. The record is from RefSeq and is a predicted model, not a curated record. The transcript is spliced from 2 exons. NCBI's taxonomy places the organism in Eukaryota, Fungi, Ascomycota, Sordariomycetes, Xylariales, Hypoxylaceae. The coding region runs from base 1 to 513 and encodes 170 amino acids.